AUGGUCAAGUGUAUCCCUUAUGGAGGUACUUUUUUUGGUGCACUUCAAAAUAUUUAUGUGAUGUUUUCAGCUUCUCCAAAGCGGUGGAAAGUUUUCAAGGAUAAGGUGAAAGGUUCAGAGGGAAUUACAUUGAAAAAAUUGUCUCAAACAAGGUGGGAGAGUCGAGUGGAAAGUGUCAAAGCAGUACGACAACAAGCCCCAAAAAUUCGAGAAGCUCUAGCGUAUUUAGCAGAGAAUUGUGAAGAGGAAAAGGGUAAAGAUAUCGACAUAAAUGAUGUUGUUCAGAAAUUAAAACGACUUAUAUAUUUUCUGGAAUCAUACAGGAGCAAUGGGUUUGAAAAAGCCUUGGCUGAAGCUAGAGUUAUUGCAACACAGAUGGGCAUUGAACCCGAGUUCCGAAUUAAGCGUUUUAUUUAUAAAAAGACGUCAUUCAGUGAGCCAAAAAAUGUGGAAGUACGUCAAUCACCUGAAGAAUCAUUUAAGGUUAAUUUUUUCAUAUACAUAAUGGAUCAAGCUCUUUUCUCUGUGAGGACUCGGUUUGAGCAGUUUCAAAUUUAUGAAGAAAAAUUUGGGUUCUUAUUUGAUAUGCAAAAGUUAACUCUUAUGGAUGAUAGGAAAUUGUUGAAUUUAUGUACUGAGCUUGAAAGUUAUCUGAAAGAUGGAACUUCAAGUGAUAUCGACGGAGCAGACUUGUUUAGUGAAUUAACAGUGAUGUCUUGUAUGUUACCGAAUGAGGUAAGAAAACCCAUUGAAGUGCUGGAAGCUUUGAAGAAUAUGGUUGGUUCAUUUCCAAAUGCGUGGGUAGCCUACAGAAUUUCGUUAACUAUACCAGUAACUGUUGCAACGGCGGAGCGAGUGUUUUCUAAACUCAAGUUGAUCAAGAAUUAUCUUCGAUCUUCUAUGUCGCAAGAAAGAUUAAACGGGUUGACUAUGUUGUCUAUCGAACACGUAAUGUCAGCAAAUAUAGACUAUGGAUCGCUUAUACAUGAUUUUGCAUGUGAAAACGUACGAAGAGAAUUGAUUUUCGAGUGA
Molecule: messenger RNA, 1032 nt
Organism: Papaver somniferum (opium poppy)
Lineage: Eukaryota; Viridiplantae; Streptophyta; Magnoliopsida; Ranunculales; Papaveraceae
Exons: 2
Coding region: 1-1032 (343 amino acids)
Molecular function (GO): protein dimerization activity
Source: RefSeq, a predicted model, not a curated record